GGGAAUGACAAUGAUGAACAAGAUGAUCGUGGUCUACUUCAUGAUGAUCUUCUUGGUGAACAAGACGAGGAGAUCGUGUCCAAUUCUUCUAGUACAGCAUCAUCAUCCUCGUCUGGAGACGGAGAUGACGGCUCCAGCACAUCAACUUCCGAAAUUCACACGACUCAUUCGUCCUGCAGCAGUUCGUCUAGUUCAGAGGAGGAAGACGAAACACAAGACUCUCUAUCGACGUCCACGUCCAGGAUAAUUUCGACUCCAGAACUACUUGGAACAGGAGAUCGACAGGUAUUCUUCGACUCGACCACAACGACGGCACAAGAAGACCAGUUUUCAAGAAAAACGACAUCUUCAUUGCGAAAUGAAAGUCAACGUAGGACGAGCUACUGCAACAUCAAUCAGUUUGAAGGACCGCAGCACUCUCCUUACUUCUUAACAAGUUGCAGCACUUCCACUUCUGCGUCGAAGAAUCUCCUGCUAAAUGCCCGAUCAUCCUCGCCUGCUCGCAGUUGCGGCCUUUCAACAACAUACCAACAGAAGUUGCAGCGUAGAAGAAGCACCGAUGCAGAGAGCACGCGCGAAAUGUUCACGAACUGGCUCCAAAAACGCGUGAUACAAGAGCUAGACAGGACAGGAGGAAAACACGACAGCACUUCGAGUGGCAGCUACUACUCGAACGAGGAUGGAGACGAAGACGCCUUAAAUCGAAGCUCUAGCGCUUCGGCUGCGUGCACAAGCGGCGUGUUGAAUAUGGAGGACGCCUCCUGGUCACCUCAGCCUAGUCAUCGCCCACGAGGACCACAUCAGCAAAUACUACAACAUGCUUCUUCCCGUUGCCCCUCGUCUACAUCGCACGGUUGUUCUAGUGGUUCUACUGCGGGAACUCUUUUAGACGAUUCUAUUCACGAUUUACUCCGACAAGAACAUGUUGGUUCAUAUGUUGAGCAUGUUAAAGGCGGGAAGAGAAAAAGCGCGAUUUUUAAGCAUCAUUCAUCAGGUCGCAACGCUUUUCUAUCCUGUCGGGAAGUAGAUAGGGUUACGGUUAGACAUGUGAGCAGAAGAAAGAGUUCUUGUACUAGUCCGAGUAUUCGCAAAUGCAAAAGUGCGAAUGGUUCUUCGUCUUCGACGAGACAAAAGGCAACCACUAGCAAUGCACGCCGUUCUUCGAUAAUAGCUACAACUUCAUCACACUCGCAUGUGGGAGUGAGUAGACGCGCUUCUAGCAGUUGUAGUGGUCAUCGUCAUUCUCAUUCAUCCUCCUAUUCUGAGACAAGGAAGAGCUCAACGGUUAUCUUUACGAAUCAAGAAGAUCAAGACGACGCUGACGAUGACGAGCCUGCAGCUGGCAUGAUUCGCGGUUCUCGAGCAGGACAGGGACAGGCAUCACCUCCAGCCCAUAAGCAAGGACGAAGAAGCAGUAUUUUGAAAACAUCGAGACGGCAGACGCAGAGCAACAACGCUCCGCAUUCGAGUGGGACUCCUCCUAUGCGUUCCUCUGUUCGCGGGACGACUGAAGACAGCUGCUCUACAGCACCGGUUGAGGUUGAGCUUGCAAUGAUUGGAGGAAGCUCGUCUAUGAAUAAAAACUCUUCACUUCUUGUUGUUCAUGAUGAAAAAGAAAAUUUCAUGAGGAAACGACUUCGACAACAGACUCGUGAAAAACAUCCAGAACAUCAAAUGGAUAUGGAAUUUAAAAUAACCGAAAUGGAAAAUAGUGACAUGAGUCAAGUCCAAGUCUGCCGUCUCACGACUGCGACCACAAGAAGCUCUCUAAGGACUCACAGCACAGGUUUUGUCUCCCCGGAUGAAGAUCUUCCUGUUGUUGCGAAGCCACUCUCACAUUCAUCAAGGUCAUCUCAACAACGUGACGAUGUUGAUCCAAUUGCUAUUUCGCUCGACAAUGUCAACAUCGGCAAGAUGCUGGUAAGCUCGACGGCUGUUGAACAUCAAGAGCACGACCAGUCGUCGACACAAAAAGAUACUUCUUCUGAUGGAGCGACAAGGAGACACACUCAGACGUCCACGGCUCAGUCGCCGUCAAUCAUGCUCAGUACGAGUGACAUUCAGAUGAAAACUACUGUCGAUGAAAAUGUCAUUGCAACGCACAAUAGUACCAACACAAGUCACGACAGCAGUAGCCAGCUGAGCUCUACUCUGUCGAUAUCGACGACACGAACAAGCUCGUCUGUGAUACUAGACAACUAUGGUGCGAGCUUAUCACCUCCACACUUGCGAGGUGGAGGAACACAAAGAAGCUCUAGACUACCAAAGCGAAGUUCGUUUGCUGGUGCCGGAGGAAGACCUAGGAGUAAGCCGGGUCGUGUGUCCUUCGCUACACCGCCGACGCGCAGUGAGCAGGAAGAGGAAAAUCAAAGGAUGUUUUGAGUUUGAGAUAAUUUCAAAUAUAACGACAAGAAUUGUAUAAUCAGCAAGAUGUUGUCUCGUUUUUAAAGUUGACUUUCUUCACAUCUAAUGACAAUUUUGCGAGUCUUGUUUCUUCUAGUUUUACAAAACAAGUAAUUAUGAUUUCUUUCUCACAAGCAAGAAAAAGCGGUUAUUUAAUUGGUUUUCAAAUAGCGAUUUCUAUCUCAUGAAGAACAGUUGAUUGGCAUUGGUUUUGAAAUAGCGAAUUGAGUCAAUACCUCUGCGUAAACAAGCGCGAAAUGGCAGUUGAUUGGUUACAUUGAUUCAGACGAGGAAGGUCUUGGUCUUGAUAUGAUUUUUGCUGACGUAUGGUAUUUGUAACGCGAGAAAUUAACAGUUGAUUGGAACAUGAGUUACUGUUACAACAAGGAAAAAGUAAAGGACUUCUGCGAGAUCUUCCGCGAAACGUCA
Molecule: messenger RNA, 2832 nt
Organism: Amoebophrya sp. A25
Lineage: Eukaryota; Dinophyceae; Syndiniales; Amoebophryaceae
Source: the annotation of a GenBank genome assembly